GAUCGUCUGUUUCCCACUAAAGAACGUUGAGCUAUCGUCCCAUUUAGGCUCAGUAUAAAAGAGAGCAUGGUCUCAUGUUUUCGUUAGUAAGCUGCCUCUCGUUGUAGUCAUUUGAUCAUUUACGUCUAAAACUCUUUUGACUCGCAAUCAUGUCUCUUCUGCCUUUUACCGAAUUCAACACAAUGAUGGAUCCUUUCCAAUCCUAUGGUCCGCUCCAAACGUUCGAUCCGUUCUUCGGCAGGUACAACAUAGCCCCGCGGUCAAUGAGACAAUCCAUGAACCGCAUGAAUCAGGAACUUGGAAGAUUACUGUCUAGCGUCAAGGAAGAUGACAAGUCAUUCCAGGUCAUGGUCGAUGUGUCGCAGUUUCAGCCAAACGAAAUCACGGUGAAAACGACCGACAAAAACAUCAUCGUUCACGGUAUGCACGAAGAACGUAACGAUCAAUUCGGCACCGUUUCUCGGGAAUUCCGUCGCCGGAUUACCAUACCGCAAGGCGUUAAUCCUGAAUCUGUAACAUCAACCAUGUCUCCUGAAGGCAUUCUGACUGUCAUGGCUCCAAAGAUGAUGCUUGAAGGAUCGAAGGAGCGAGUCAUCCCUAUUACGAUGGCUCCACAAGCUGGAUCAAACGCUAAACCAACUCCAGCAGUUCAAGGACAAUAAGUUUCUCAAAGAAAUGGAUACAUUUUUUGUUACGAACAGCUUCUUUACCCCAUAUUUCAUUAAAUGUCGACUUGUGCUCCAAAAUCAAGCACACUUCGAAAUACAAAGAUUACUAAGUGUAA
This is a messenger RNA of Daphnia magna, 784 nucleotides long. RefSeq names its product alpha-crystallin A chain. Gene Ontology annotation, molecular function: protein folding chaperone. The record is from RefSeq and is a predicted model, not a curated record. Lineage: Eukaryota; Metazoa; Arthropoda; Branchiopoda; Diplostraca; Daphniidae. Gene Ontology annotation, biological process: protein refolding; response to heat. The transcript is spliced from 6 exons. The coding region runs from base 150 to 662 and encodes 170 amino acids.